This is a messenger RNA of Neoarthrinium moseri, 675 nucleotides long. RefSeq lists its product as uncharacterized. The coding region runs from base 1 to 675 and encodes 224 amino acids. The transcript has 2 exons. Gene Ontology annotation, biological process: regulation of DNA-templated transcription. NCBI's taxonomy places the organism in Eukaryota, Fungi, Ascomycota, Sordariomycetes, Amphisphaeriales, Apiosporaceae. The record is from RefSeq and is a predicted model, not a curated record. Gene Ontology annotation, molecular function: DNA-binding transcription factor activity.
AUGGCUGAAAAUCAACCAAGGCCGGAUAAGCCGUCUUUCACAGACUUCUGGCGGAACAACGAAAGCAGAGGCUCUCCCAAGCAAUUAACUUUUGUCCCGUAUAACCAUAACAUUUCAGGCAGAAAGAAAUGCCUGACAGGGAAUAAGGAAGAGACAGGAAGUCAAGAAGAAUAUUCUCAGGAACGGGCUCAAGCUAGAAGAUCUCAAGUGAGAAAAGCACAGCUUCAGCACCGACAGCGGAAAGCCGACUACGUCUUGCAGCUCCAGUCAGAUAUCAACGCGUUGAAGAUAGACAUUGAUGGUAUUGAGCUGGAGAGGCAGAUGCUGGCCAAGGAGAACGAGGCUAUAAGGGAGAGUAUCUCCGCGGCGACUACGCCGCGACCAGGCAAUUCCUCUCGGAGCGGGACUACCGUGACAUCAUUCCAUGGAUACUUUGGGGGUUUCGAUGUGUAUGACCCCUGGACUAUGCAAGCGUACCAACCCAUCUCUUCUCCCGGUUGGCGCAUUGUUGGAGGAAGCUAUGGCAAUGCUUGCCAUUGGGACAUGGAGGCUUGGGGAGUACAAUUUUAUGAGGGUGUUUCAGUUCAGGGCAAUGUUGGGGUUUGUGACGGUUUCUUUGAUCACCCAAUAACAGCUUGGAGAGAUUACAUUGGGAAUGACGGGAGACACAUGUAA